This is a messenger RNA of Rangifer tarandus platyrhynchus (Svalbard reindeer), 765 nucleotides long. NCBI's taxonomy places the organism in Eukaryota, Metazoa, Chordata, Mammalia, Artiodactyla, Cervidae. The record is from the annotation of a GenBank genome assembly.
AUGGUGCGGCAGGAGGCGGGGGGCCUCGGGGACUGUGGACCGUGCCCGUCCUUGCUGCCGCGGCCCGAGCCCACGCCAGCCCAGGAUGUGGCCCCUCCCUCGCCCCUCCCCAGCCCCCUGCUGAGCCCGCAGGCACCCGAGGGCCUGGCUUGGGCCCGGGCAGCCCUUGCAACUAGAGUCUGGAGCCGCCUGCAGAAGCCCUCUUCCCGAGGCUGGGGCCCGGGCCUCGCCCACCGCGCCCGCUGGGCCCCCCAGGCCGCUCAGCGGCAAAGACUCUUUCUGCCGAGCUCGAGGACGGUGAAACACAGUAAACGAAAUAAACAAAUAAUGCUAGGUGCGAAGGCUGCGGUCUUCAAUAAGGUGGUCAGAGAAGGCAUCCCCGAUAAGCUGGAGGCUGGGGAAAUACCCACAGACGCUUGUGUGGACCUGCUCGACUCCCUGGGAAACAGCCAGUGCUCAUCCUGUCACCUCUUCUGGCCAACAGCGAAGGUCUUCUUCUGCCCGGUGGUCACACUGGGAAGCAGCCCUGCUCUUGACCUCGGCCUCGAGCCCGUAGGAACGGCGCUUGUUGAAGUGGGUCAUGGUGACUCCGGUGACGGCGGAAGGCUGGGUUCGGGCCUGGGGGUUCUCGCUCUCGGCUCCCCUGCUCCUGGCCCUGAGGAGGGGCUGCAGCACAAGGUGCUCGGCGCUCGCUCCCCUGGCUGGCGCAGGCGUCGCUGGGCCCCGGGCGGCGCGAUGCGGGCCGUGCCUCGGCUGCUCAGCUGA